Messenger RNA from Cornus florida, 1532 nucleotides. Its product is annotated as nudix hydrolase 15, mitochondrial-like. The transcript has 4 exons. Gene Ontology annotation, biological process: coenzyme A catabolic process. Bases 196 to 984 code for a protein of 262 amino acids. The record is from RefSeq and is a predicted model, not a curated record. Gene Ontology annotation, molecular function: acetyl-CoA hydrolase activity; coenzyme A diphosphatase activity. Lineage: Eukaryota; Viridiplantae; Streptophyta; Magnoliopsida; Cornales; Cornaceae.
GAUUAUCAAUUUCGGUUGUUGAUUCCUUCAAUUAGCGUAUAGUAUUGUCUAGAUUUUGAUUGAAAUUAACGCUCGCAAUAAUUUUUUAUAACUAAAAUUUCAUGGGAUGUUCUCAAUACUGUGAAGGCUAUCAUUGUCCAUCGAAUUGACCCCAUCGUCACUGUCAGCAAAUCUUCGAAUUCUCCCUCUGAAAUCAUGGACUCAAACAACUGUUUCGGAGGAUCAGAGCGACUUUUAGCCUUGGCUGGACAGCUUCGUCUCUACAAAGCUCCUCCAACACUCGAUGACACAGAUAGUGAAGAGCAAAGAAUCGAGGAGAGUACAGGGAAGGUUGUUUCUCAGGUGGGUUUUGCUGAAUCCGCAACGCCAAUUGCCCACCUACCCGAAAGAUUCAGACCCAAGAGAGCCGCUGUUCUUAUCUGCCUCUUCGAAGGGGACGAUGGUGAUCUUCGUGUUAUCCUCACCAAGCGUUCUUCAAGACUCUCUACCCACCCUGGUGAAAUUGCAUUGCCCGGAGGGAAAGCAGAGGAGGGAGAUGCAGAUGACGCUGCAACAGCAAUAAGGGAAGCUAGGGAGGAGAUAGGGUUGGACCCUUCUCUUGUGAGUGUUGUGACCGUUCUCGAACCAUUCUUGUCUAAGCAUCUUCUCAGAGUGAUUCCUGUGAUUGGCUUACUUGCCGAUAAGAAAGCCUUUAAACCUGCUCCAAAUGCUGCUGAAGUAGAUGCAGUAUUUGAUGCUCCUUUGGAAAUGUUCAUCAAGGAUGAAAACAGGAGAGCAGAAGAGAAAGAGUGGAUGGGAGACAAGUAUCUGGUUCAUCACUUCGAUUAUAGAACGAACAAUGAGAAGUAUGUGGUAUGUGGACUAACUGCUGGGGUUUUGAUUAAGGCAGCAUCAGUGGUAUACCAAAGGCCACCGGCUUUCCUGGAGCAGAAUCCCAAAUUCAAAUUUCCCAGUGUUGUAGACAAAUAUACUAUAAUGCCUUAAAUUUAAUGAAAUUUUAUCAGGUUGUAUUAUGCCUUAUUAUCCUCUGCAAUAAGAUCCACUUGAAGCAGUACCUUCAGUAAUUUGAUCUGCUAGAGUAAUGAUCAAUGUUACUUUUAAGUGUUUGAAACCAAUGUGUUCAUACUGUUGGGUUUUCCUAACACUCUGCUGUUAUGAAUGCUAUAUAGAAUGGAAAGCUCAAAAAGGUUUUACCAAAAAAAUUAGAGACUUGAGGAGGCAACUCGUAUCAACUGUCAAAAUAUCUUUGGCAAGGUGUAUAUGAGCAAACUUUUCUGUCACUUAAUUUUGACCGUUCAUCAGGUUAGUCAUCUUCAGCAACUUUCAAAAUUUUGUUUAGCAUAUAGUUCUUGAUUGAUAAGCUUUUCUUGCAGAAUCUUUACCCAAAAUCACAAAGCUUGCUUUCAGUUGCUCAUAUUUUAUCCAGAGUUUUUACUCAUUUGCAGGAAGGAUGCUACAAACUUCCAUUUUAGAGCUACCAAACAAUUGUAUGAUAUUUACUUGAAGCAACCCAGCUUCCAUUUUUUUUUUUU